This is a messenger RNA of Pelecanus crispus (Dalmatian pelican), 510 nucleotides long. The record is from RefSeq and is a predicted model, not a curated record. Lineage: Eukaryota; Metazoa; Chordata; Aves; Pelecaniformes; Pelecanidae.
CUCUGCCACGAUCGGGGCUACCUGGUGACCCAGGACGAGCUGGACCAGACGCUGGAGGAGUUCAAAGCGCAGUUUGGGGACAAGCCCAGCGAGGGCCGGCCCCGGCGCACGGACCUGACGGUGCUGGUGGCUCACAACGACGAUCCCACCGACCAGAUGUUUGUCUUCUUCCCGGAAGAGCCCAAGGUUGGAAUAAAGACGAUCAAGAUGUACUGCCAGAGGAUGCAGGAGGAGAACAUCACCAGAGCGCUGAUCGUGGUGCAGCAAGGCAUGACCCCCUCGGCAAAGCAGUCCCUGGUAGAUAUGGCUCCUAAAUACAUCCUGGAGCAGUUCCUGCAGCAAGAGCUUCUGAUCAACAUCACAGAACACGAGUUGGUCCCAGAGCACGUCGUCAUGACAAAGGAAGAAGUAACUGAGCUACUGGCCAGAUAUAAACUGAGAGAGAACCAGCUCCCGAGGAUACAGGCCGGGGAUCCUGUGGCCCGGUACUUCGGAAUAAAGCGUGGUCAG